Molecule: messenger RNA, 852 nt
Organism: Medicago truncatula (barrel medic)
Lineage: Eukaryota; Viridiplantae; Streptophyta; Magnoliopsida; Fabales; Fabaceae
Exons: 3
Coding region: 9-623 (204 amino acids)
Source: RefSeq, a predicted model, not a curated record
UCUUUGAUAUGAGGAUUCGUAAAAAUGGUUCAUUUCCAAUUGAAACUUUUCAAGCGCACGUUUGUCACCUUAACCAAUCUCCAUGGGAUGUUAUCCACCAGUUCGAAGAUGGUUUAAAAAAUGGGGAUUCCUUUGUAGCUCUUGGUGAAAGUGUGGCUUCGAUGAUGGAAACUGAAGCUGAAGGUGUUGUUGAUAUUGAUAAUAGACCUGCGAUAGAAAAUUUUGAUAUGAUGGUGCUUGAUGAUAAUCAAAAAAAGAAGGUAGUUAAUAAUAAUAGUGGCGGCAACAAAGGAUUGAAGAGAAAUUUGAAUGGGGGCGACAUUGAGGCAGUGCCGCAACGUGGUAGAGGCAGACCGAAGAAGGCGUCGGGUUCAGGUUCGAGUUUGAAUAAUAAUAAUAAUAGUAAUGAAUUCUUUGGUCCAUUAUGGGGGAAACAACGCAAGGGUGGUAAAUAUGAAGAUGAAGAUAACAAGGGUGCUAUAACAUUAGCUACUAGUGGUGAUGAUAAGGUUAAUGUUGGUGUUGAUGUGAAUGUUGCUCCUUGCUAUUCGGAGGGAUUGGAUUAUGUUGAAAAUUAUGAGGAUGAUGAUUAUAAUGGGAAGAGGAGAGUGAGGAACCAGUGAAAGAAAGAUCAUUAAAAUCGUUAAUGUGAAAUGAAGCUAACAUGUUUGUAAGAAGGGAUGUUUAACAUAGGAUUGGGGUUAAAUGUUGUAUUGUUGUUCUUAAUCUUGAGAGCGAGAGAAAUCUCUCUUGAUCUUGUAGUUGUUGUUUUAAUUUUGGUCGGAUUGUGAAUCUUUAUCGCUUAUCGAAUAUUUAGGGUUGUUGUAUGAAAUCUUUCUCUCCUUUCGGAUA